AUGCAGACAAACAGGGUGCGGCGGAACAGGAACACUUUUUACUUGCCCAAAGAUGUGGUCAGAGACAUUCUGUUGAGGCUGCCAGUGAAGCCCUUUGUUCGAUUGAGUCAAGGAGUUAAAAGCCAUACCAUGGCCUUGACAUCGAGAAAAGCGCUCGAUGUGGCGGUCCAGAUAGCAACUCCAGAAGAAGAAUGCGGGCGUAUUGGAAUGGUGGGUUCUUGUAAUGGUUUAGUAUAUUUAUAUCGUGGGUGGAGGGUUGAUAUGUUAUGGAAUCCUAUUACUACAGAAAACAAGAUUUUGCCCACACCUCUCAUCGAUGAUCCCACCUUCUGGAAUAAAGAGAUAAUGAGAGUCUCCGUAGGAUUUGGCUACCAUUGUAAUCAUUGUAAUGAUUACAAGGUGGUGAGGAUUGUGUAUUGUAGUGAUUGUGCCAACGUUGAGGUGUACUCGACAAGUAAGGGUUGUUGGAGAGUGAUCGAUUCCAUUGUGCCAUGUGAGAGCAAGCAGCGUACGUGUUCAGUAAUCCUCAAAGAAGUGCCAUAUUGGCUGGGUUCUGCUUCUGGCAAACAGUUUGUCUUGUCUUUUGACAUGGGCAAAGAGGUGUUUUGGCAGGUGCUUGUGCCCCCAGAUCCUAACCGUUCUUACAAGAGUCUUGGGGUAUUCAAUGGAUCCCUGGCUAUAAUCUACUAUCCUUGCCCUGAAGACUUAGUCUGCACUUUCAUUGAUUUUUGGGUGAUGAAAGAUGACGAAAGUUGGAGCAAAGUAGUGAGGAUUGGACCCUUUUUAGGUAUGGGGUUCCCGCUCGGGUGUUGGGAAGAUGGGGUUGUCAUAUGGGAGCAGGGCGAUUACGGAAGGUUGUUAGUGUAUGACCCCAUUACCAAAUCAGUAAAGUGA
Messenger RNA from Corylus avellana, 894 nucleotides. Lineage: Eukaryota; Viridiplantae; Streptophyta; Magnoliopsida; Fagales; Betulaceae. The record is from RefSeq and is a predicted model, not a curated record.